AUGUGUUUCCCUCACAUGCAGUACAAUCAGCCUCUAAGAAACUUACACACACAGCCCCCAACGGGCCGCACAGCCCCCUACGGGCCACACAGCCCCCUACGGGCCACACAGCCCCCUACGGGCCACACAGCCCCCUACGGGCCUACACAGCACCCUACGGCAACACAGCCCCCUACGGCAACACAGCCCCCUACGGGCCACACAGCCCCCUACGGGCAACACAGCCCCCUACGGGCCACACAGCCCCCUACGGGCCACACAGCCCCCUACGGGCCACACAGCCCCCUACGGGCCACACAGCCCCCUACGGGCCACACAGCCCCCUACGGGCCUACACAGCACCCUACGGCAGCACAGCCCCCUACGGCCGCACAGCCCCCUACGGGCCGCACAGCCCCCUACGGGCCGCACAGCCCCCUACGGGCCGCACAGCCCCCUAUGGCCGCACAGCCCCCUACGGGCCGCACAGCCCCCUACGGCAACACAGCCCCCUACGGGCCACACAGCCCCCUACGGGCCACACAGCCCCCUACGGGCCUACACAGCCCCCUACGGCCGGACAGCCCCCUACGGGCCGCACAGCCCCCUACGGGCCGCACAGCCCCCUACGGGCCGCACAGCCCCCUACGGGCCGCACAGCCCCCUACGGGCCGCACAGCCCCCUACGGGCCGCACAGCCCCCUACGGGCCGCACAGCCCCCUACGGGCAACACAGCCCCCUACGGCUACACUGCCCCCUACGGGCAACACAGCCCCCUACGGCAACACAGCCCCCUACGGGCCGCACAGCCCCCUACGGGCCGCACAGCCCCCUACGGGCCGCACAGCCCCCUACGGGCCGCACAGCCCCCUACGGCCACACAGCCCCCUACGGGCCACACAGCCCCCUACGGGCCACACAGCCCCCUACGGGCCACACAGCCCACUACGGGCCACACAGCCCACUACGGGCCACACAGCCCCCUACGGCAACACAGCCCCCUACGGGCCACACAGCCACCUACGGGCCACACAGCCCCCUACGGGCAACACAGCCCCCUACGGCAACACAGCCCCCUACGGGCAGCACAGCCCCCUACGGGCAGCACAGCCCCCUACGGGCCGCACAGCCCCCUACGGGCAACACAGCCCCCUACGGGCCACACAGCCCCCUACGGGCAACACAGCCCCCUACGGCAACACAGCCCCCUACGGGCCGCACAGCCCCCUACAGCAACACAGCCCCCUACGGGCCACACAGCCCCCUACGGGCAACACAGCCCACUACGGCAACACAGCCCCCUACGGGCAACACAGCCCCUUACGGCAACACAGCCCCCUACGGGCCGCACAGCCCCUACGGCAACACAGCCCCUCUACGGGCCACACAGCCCCCUACGGGCAACACAGCCCCCUACGGCAACACAGCCCCCUACAGGCCGCACAGCCCCCUACGGCAACACAGCCCCCUACGGCAACACAGCCCCCUACGGCAACACAGCCCCUUACGGCAACACAGCCCCCUACGGCAACACAGCCCCCUACGGGCCGCACAGCCCCCUACGGCAACACAGCCCCCUACGGGCCACACAGCCCCCUACGGGCAACACAGCCCCCUACGGCAACACAGCCCCCUACGGGCCGCAAAGCCCCCUACGGCAACACAGCCCCUACGGCAACACAGCCCCCUACGGCAACACAGCCCCCUACGGCAACACAGCCCCUUACGGCAACACAGCCCCCUACGGCAACACAGCCCCCUACGGGCCACACAGCCCCCUACAGCAACACAGUCCCCUACGGCAACAAAGCCCCCUACGGGCCACAAAGCCCCCUACGGGCCACACAGCCACCUACGGGCCACACAGCCCCCUACGCGGACACUGA
Salmo salar (Atlantic salmon) is the source of this 1866-nucleotide messenger RNA. NCBI's taxonomy places the organism in Eukaryota, Metazoa, Chordata, Actinopteri, Salmoniformes, Salmonidae. The record is from RefSeq and is a predicted model, not a curated record.